Myxozyma melibiosi is the source of this 1212-nucleotide messenger RNA. RefSeq lists its product as uncharacterized. The record is from RefSeq and is a predicted model, not a curated record. The coding region runs from base 109 to 1179 and encodes 356 amino acids. The transcript has a single exon. NCBI's taxonomy places the organism in Eukaryota, Fungi, Ascomycota, Lipomycetes, Lipomycetales, Lipomycetaceae.
UCUUCAAUCAGUUACUUCUCGGUGAAGUAGAAAUAGAUAGGUAGGGAGCAUUGACAGAGGUUUUGGGUCUGAUGUGAAUUACUGCGGGUGUUUUUGAAUGGUUCUGAGAUGGUAAGGAGACGUGUACUUCCGUGGGAAGCGAUGACGUCGUCGUCUGCCGCGUCGAGGAGGACCGUUGAUCGCAAACCAGUCAAAAGAGAUAUUACAGAAGCCUCGAAAAGGAAACGGGAACCGGAGACUGCGUCUGAAAGUCAUGAUGAUACGACAAUCACAAAACCACGACAUGAGCCGAGACGGUAUCGACCUCCCCCGUCCUCAACGCAGGUGUUCUCCUCCCCCUCAUCAUCAUCAUCUGAUACCGACCCCAGCGAUACACACAAGCGCGCAAAACCACCAUUCCUACCAACAGAGCUAAUGCAGCAAAACGACAAGGCUUAUCGCAUGGUCGAAGACGAGUUUCUUGAAACAGUACAUCUGUUCACGGCAGCGGUGCACGAGGCAGAGCUGAGAUUGCUUGAAUCAGCGGGUGCGAAAGAUACCGAUGAGAGUCCGCGCCCUGCGCUCAGCAGCGACGAUGAAGUCCCUCUGGAAGAAGUUCGUGAUGAGGUCCCGCUUUCGACGUUAGGAACGCUGAUGCACGCUCCUCGCCUAUCUGCUUCCCGCACUCCAGCACCCACCAAGAUAAAACCUCCCCCUCCCAAACCCUCCCCAGAUUCUCAGCCCGCCGACGCUGCGACACAUCUCGCAGAACCUGACCGUCCUCCCCCAGAACCCGCCAGCGAUAACGACGAUAUAAUGGAAAUCAUCCGGCUCACACAGGUACCUUCGUCGCCGCCGGUGCCUUCUGCUGCUCCCUCCUCGUCGACCUCCCCUGCGCCCACAACAGCUGCAGCGGUCGCAGCUACCGCGACGCAAAGCUUCGAUUAUGAUAGUGAUAUUGAUCACUUCAUUCGCGAAACGGCUAAAACGACAACGUCAGAGCCAGAGCCUAAGCCUAAGAGAAAGACAAAGCCAGAACCCCCUUCUACGACAUCGAACCUUUCUACUACCACCACAGACGCGCCUGUCUCCCUCAUGAUGCAUCUUCUCGCUCAAGCCGAGAUUCAACCCGACAAAACAAUCGACUCUCGCCGACCUGCUCGGAGAUCUAGAAAACCAGUCUUCCGAUACUGUCUAUGACAGAAUUCUACACUACAAUCAAGAACUUAUCAA